Molecule: messenger RNA, 1748 nt
Organism: Parus major (Great Tit)
Lineage: Eukaryota; Metazoa; Chordata; Aves; Passeriformes; Paridae
Gene: CZH9orf40
Product: chromosome Z C9orf40 homolog
Exons: 2
Coding region: 16-576 (186 amino acids)
Source: RefSeq, a predicted model, not a curated record
CCGAGCGUCACGCUCAUGCGCGUUGCAACGCGCGCCCGCCGCGCAUGCGCCGGCGGGGCACAAAAGCCCCGCGGAGCCGCCGGCGCGCGGCCCCUCAUGGCCAAGCGGCGCGCGGAGCCGCUGAUGUGUCACGUGCCCGUGAAGCGGCUGCUGCGCGAGCCGGCGCUGCCCCGCGCGGGCGAGCGGCGCCCCCGGGGCGAGCCGGGCUGUGCGGGCCCGGCCGCGCCCAAGCGCCCGCUGGAGGAGGCGGAGGCGCCGCCGGGAAAGCGGCUCGGGCCCGGCGCCCCCCGUGCGCAGCCGGGGGACGCGGGCGGAGGGCGGCGGCGGCGCGGCGGGACCGCGGCGUCCCAGGACUUGCCAGCGGCGGAGGGACGCGCGGGCGGCCGGGCCAAAGAGCGGACCGUCGCCGGCGCCGAGCAAGAAGAAGAAUUCUGUCAAUAUAAUUCAUUCCUGUACUGGAGAGCACCACUGCCUGCUAUUGAUUUGUCUGAUAUUCAGAACCUAGAUGAAGAGACUCCAUCGGACGCUAAAACUGGUGAAAGGACUGAUACCACAGAGACCGAAAUGGAAACCUGAUCAGUUGUUUCAUAGCUGUGCAUCUGUUCCCAGGAAAUUUGUUUCCAUUGAGGUUCAGGUUGUGUUCCUUGAGUAAAUAAUAAGCAUGCUUAUGCCAUCUUGGAGAAACUGUUGUGGCAGUCUUUAAAAGCAAAUCUGAGUUGCCUUAGUGGAUGGAAUAAAUAGUAUUGGGUACUUAACAGUAAAGCUGUCUGAAGGUGUGCAGUAAGGAGGAGCCUACAGUGUCUAACAAGAAUACUUGAAAACAUGGAGGCAGACUAAAAGAAGAGUACAGAAAACUAUACAGAAUAUAGGGAUGCAGUUAAAACAAAUGGGGAUAUGUUACAUGUUGAAAGAAAAUACAAAAUCAUUUUGUCUGUCCUGGGCAAAAAAAAUGUGUGGUACCUGAAAAUGAAAUAUUUAACAUGUGAGUUUAUCAUAAAGCACACAAACUGUGUAUGUUUUUUUUCUGUAUAAUAGCUAAACCAAAAAAUAAGAGUCCAUCUGAAUUGGACAAAACAUUCCCUUUUUUAUGCAAACCAAAAACCAAGUGUGGCAGAGAAGGGGAAGGGAAGUGGGGGGCUACAUUCUGCUGAAAGCUGUUGCUGUUCUGAAAGGUUUCACAUUCUCAUUGUGAAAAAGUUUUCUUACCUUCCCUUUUUCACAUUACACACAGCAGUGGGCAUCGAGUUUUUUCUGGUUUUGGUUCAUUCUAAAGUAACUGCUAUUCUUAGUCUUUGUGAUGUUGCUCUGAACCCAUUGAUAACAUUUGAAUGACAGAUUGGGGCAGAUGUGUCAAGAAAAGUUAGUGCAAUAUAAAAUGACCACACACACUCUUUCAAACUUUACUGAAUGAGGUGUAGUUUUUGCAGAGACUGUGAAUUUUGCAGAAAGUUUUUGCAGAAGUUUGUUCAAAUAGUGUUUUUUUGCUGUGAAACAUGAACUUAAUGUUUGUGAUUUGCAAUUUAUUUACAAAUUGAAAUACAAUUAGAUGUCUUUAAUAAUAGAAGUUGUAUGGGAAGACUUACAUUUUGCGAAUAUGAUUUGUCUUUAAGGAUAGAAAACAGUGUAUUUUUUCUGUAAUCAUUAUGGAAAAAGGCAACUUUUGAAUUUUAUUUUUUUCUAAUAAUGUGUUUGCUAAAGGACAAUAAAGUUUGGCCUGUGUGUGUGUGAAAACUUUGGCCCUAUAACUA